Messenger RNA from Cylas formicarius (sweet potato weevil), 1338 nucleotides. It is a transcript of the gene Gbeta76C, whose product is annotated as guanine nucleotide-binding protein subunit beta-2. NCBI's taxonomy places the organism in Eukaryota, Metazoa, Arthropoda, Insecta, Coleoptera, Brentidae. Gene Ontology annotation, biological process: G protein-coupled receptor signaling pathway. Gene Ontology annotation, cellular component: heterotrimeric G-protein complex; cytoplasm. Gene Ontology annotation, molecular function: protein binding; signaling receptor complex adaptor activity. Bases 17 to 1060 code for a protein of 347 amino acids. The record is from RefSeq and is a predicted model, not a curated record. The transcript has 6 exons.
CGUCUUACAUACAAUAAUGCCUCCCAAAAACGACCCGGAAAUUAUAGCACUCAAAAAAGAACUCGAAGAUCUUUAUAAGAAAUUGCAGGAUCUUCAACAAAAAUCGACGGAUGCCAAGCUCGAAGGAGUGUGCGGAGGUGUUUCGGAUAUUCCGAAAAUAAAACUCAUUACACGAAAAUUAAUGAGAGGACAUCUCAACAAAGUAAAUUCGGUCCACUACAGUGGCGACGGAAGACAUUGCGUUACCGGAUCCUUGGAUGGAAAACUUAUUAUUUGGGAUACCUACACCGGGAAUAAAAUACAAAUCAUACCGUUGCGAUCGGCUUGGGUGAUGAGCGUCGCUUACGCAAAUUCUGGAAAUUUCGUGGCUUGUGGUGGUAUGGAUAACGCUUGCACUGUUUAUGACUUGAACAACAGAGACUCUUCUGGAGUCGCUAAAAUGUCUCGAGAGCUGGUAGGAUACGACGGUUUCCUGAGCUCGUGUAGAUUUUUAAGCGACAAGUCGCUUAUUACUGGCUCCGGGGAUAUGAAGAUUUGUCAAUGGGAUUUAGAGACGGGAAGGAAAGUUUCCGAUUUUAUUGCACACAAUGGUGACGUCGUAUCCAUAAGCCUAUCACCGGAUGGCAACAGCUUUGUGACUGGCAGUGUAGAUAAAAGUUGCCGCUUGUGGGAUAUCAGAGACACCAAGCCCAAACAAACGUUUUUCGGUCAUUCAUCUGACGUCAACUCUGUCUGUUUUCAUCCAAGUGGUUACGCCUUUGCUACUGGUUCUGAAGAUAAAACUGCCCGUAUGUUUGACAUCAGGAGCGACCAGCAAAUUGCGGUGUAUAAACCGCCAUCUGCCAAUAGCGGGUUCACUUCGUGCGGUUUAUCCGUGAGCGGUAGAAUAUUAUUUUGCGGUUCGGACGAUAACAAUCUGCACAUUUGGGAUACCUUGAAGUCAGCCCAUAACGGUGUACUUUCCGGCCAUGAAAAUAGGAUUACUUCGUUGUCCGUCGCUCCGAAUGGGUUAGCGGUGACGACUUGCAGUUGGGACCAGAAUGUUCGAGUAUGGGGAUAAAUUGAUAUUGCCCUCGCGAUUUAUAAGGAUUAUUUUUUCGAAAUUCGUACCUAAAAGUUUUAUAUCGACAUAUUAGAAAAAACACAUGUGUUCUAUCUUUAAACAAAUAGGAAUUUAGAGGUUUCAUUAUUUAUUCCGUAAAGGGCUACAUUAGUCUGUUACAAUAUUAAAAUUGUGAAAUAUCUUUAAACACAAUUACUUUUAUUUAUUUCAUGUUCAUAAUGUUAUGAGCGGUUCUGUAUCUAGGUCAAGGUAGAUAAUAAAGUUCGUUUAUUCAA